UGCAAAGCAUACAUAAUGUCAACAAAAGAAAUUACGGUUUUUUUAAUUGUGCUGCAAGUUGGUGUAUUAAUUGAAGGCUUUGGCUUUCGCGGAUUGCAUUAUGAUGGAAUCGAAGAACCUGAAUGGGUUGGCGUGCGCAGAGCGGAUGAUAAAUGGGUUGAACAACCGAUCGAUCACUUCAAUAACCGCGAUAAUCGAACUUGGCUUAUGAGAUAUUUUGAAGAAAGCAAAUUUUUUAAUGGAUCUGGACCAAUAUUGAUCAUGUUGGGAGGAGAGUGGGAAAUAAAUCAGGGUUUUUUGCAUGCUGGUCUAAUGUAUGACAUUGCAGAGCAACAUUCGGCUCUCAUGUUUUACACCGAACACCGUUAUUACGGACAAAGUAGACCAACCGAGGACAUGAGCACGGAUAAUUUGCAGUACCUAAGCGUCGAUCAAGCAUUAGAGGACGUUGCACAUUUUAUAAAUAUAAAGAAAAAAGAAAAAGAUUUGCCAGACGCCAAAGUCAUCGUUUUUGGUGGCUCCUAUGCAGGUAACAUGGCUGCCUGGAUAAGAAUAAAGUAUCCUCACUUGAUACAGGGAGCCGUAUCGAGCAGUGCCCCAGUGAGAGCUAAAACUGAUUUUUACGAGUAUUACGAGAUUAUAACCAAAUCGAUCGAAAAGAACAAUGCCAGCUGCGUCGAGAGUAUUAAAGAAGCGAUCGAUAAGACGGAGCAACUGUUAAAAUAUCCAGAAGGAUUUACAAAGCUCAAGACGACCUUUAAUCUUUGCGAUGAACUGAGCAUUAAUUCGACGAAGGACAUCGCUUUUUUCAUGAGUAACGUGACUGAAUUAUUCGCGUCAAAAGUCCAGUACAACCGAGUCGUGAAUGGAACGAGCUCGAUAGACAACAUCUGCAAAACCAUGGGCAACUCCAGCAUUUCAGAUCCUGUAGAACGCUUGGCCAAAUUAAUCGGUUCGGGCUCGGACUGCCAAAAGUACAAUUACUCGGAAUACAUCGAAAAGUUGCAAAGCCCGGAUUGGGGAAACAGCACAAUGAUGAGGCAGUGGAUCUAUCAGACCUGCACGGAAUUCGGCUACUUCCAGACGACCGACUCGGCCAAAUCAGUAUUUGGCAAAAUCUGCGACCUCGACUUUUACGCCGACAUGUGCACCGAUAUUUACGGCCCUUACUUCAAGAGAAAUCUGGUCGAGCGUGGCGUUAAUCGAACGAACAUCGUUUACGGCUCGGAUGUGCCGGAUGUGACGAACGUCAUUUUUGUCAAUGGAAACGUCGACCCUUGGCACAGUCUCGGGGUCCUUGAGGAUCUCAAUGAUGCGUCACCGGCGUUCCUUAUCGACGGAUCUUCGCACUGUCAGGAUUUGAAUCCCGAUAACAUGGAUGCAGAUCCAGAGGACUUGCUUGAAACAAGGAGUAAAAUUAAAACAAUCGUUUCUUCAUGGCUUAAUAGUACUGAUUAUUCAUCUAAUUGUCGUAGUCUAUGAUUACAAUUGAUCGUUUGUAAAUAAAGUAGAUUUAUGUAGGUGUAAAAUUUUUGUUGCAUAUGGUGCAGAAACAUUUUGCGCCAAGAAAAACAAUUUCCAUCCAAACGUUUUCUCUUACAGGCUAAAAACAAUAUGUUCAAGAGGAAUAAAUGAAAUUUUGUACAUUGAACGGAGAGUUCGAAAGGAGAUGACGCAGCACUGCCUUUUUCUACUCGUGCGUUGCACAUUUGUAACAUGAAAAUA
This is a messenger RNA of Trichogramma pretiosum, 1725 nucleotides long. RefSeq names its product putative serine protease K12H4.7. Gene Ontology annotation, biological process: proteolysis. Gene Ontology annotation, molecular function: dipeptidyl-peptidase activity; serine-type exopeptidase activity. The coding region runs from base 16 to 1482 and encodes 488 amino acids. The record is from RefSeq and is a predicted model, not a curated record. The transcript is spliced from 10 exons. NCBI's taxonomy places the organism in Eukaryota, Metazoa, Arthropoda, Insecta, Hymenoptera, Trichogrammatidae.